Durotheca rogersii is the source of this 1191-nucleotide messenger RNA. Its product is annotated as proteasome A-type and B-type. Gene Ontology annotation, molecular function: threonine-type endopeptidase activity. The record is from RefSeq and is a predicted model, not a curated record. Bases 218 to 904 code for a protein of 228 amino acids. The transcript is spliced from 6 exons. Gene Ontology annotation, cellular component: proteasome core complex. Lineage: Eukaryota; Fungi; Ascomycota; Sordariomycetes; Xylariales; Xylariaceae.
GUAAGCCUUGCGCGUCGAAGCUGCCUUGAGCUUUAAGUCAAAUAACCGUCGAGGAGCUCUUCCAUCCUGCCUGUAUCAACCGAGCUGCCCGCAAUCGAUUCUAUCCGCACGACAAACCUGAAGCGACGAGCCUCUUCCCCUAGACCCCCACAGCGUCCGAAUUCCCCCCUCCCGACGAGCGCAUUGUCUUCCGACUACUAGUACCAGUGUCCUCACCAUGGACUUCGGCACGCGGGGCGUUUUGAAUGAGGAUGGGAUCCACGUGGAUAUGGACAGACUAAAGAAGGGGGAGGUCAAUCUCGGCACCUCGAUUAUGGCCGUGACAUUCAAAGACGGCGUGAUUCUCGGCGCGGACUCGAGAACCACGACCGGCGCGUACAUCGCAAACCGGGUCACGGACAAGCUGACGCGGGUGCACGACACCAUCUGGUGCUGCCGGUCCGGGUCGGCGGCCGACACGCAGGCCGUGGCAGACAUCGUGCAGUACCAGCUCGGCCUCUUCUCGAUGCAGAAUGGCGAGCCGCCCACUACGCAGACGGCCGCGGCCAUCUUCCAGGAGAUCUGCUACGUCAACAAGGACCAGCUGAGCGCGGGCUUGAUCAUCGCGGGCUGGGACGAACGGCACGGCGGCCAAGUCUACGCCAUCCCGCUGGGCGGCUCUCUGCACAAGCAGGCCUACUCGAUCGGCGGCUCCGGCUCGACCUACAUCUACGGCUACUGCGACGCCAACUGGAGGGAGGGCAUGGAGGAGCAGGACGCCAUCAACUUCGUCAAGGGCGCCCUGAACGAGGCCAUCAAGUGGGACGGGAGCUCCGGCGGCGUGAUCCGCCUGGUCGUCCUGACGAAGAAAGGGGCAGACCGACACCUGUAUCUGCCCGACGAGAAAUACGCGGUGCGCCACUGAUCAUAGGCGUAGAAGCGGUGAGUGGCUCGGCCGGCUCAGUGGCCGUGGGCAAAGACGGACAAACCACCAGGGAGCAAGGGGAGAAGACCCAAAUGUGGGACAAGGGUCGGGCAUGCCCACGAUGCCUCCUACCUGUAUGGUAUUACCACGCGCACAAAUAACCAUGUUGUCGCGAGUGCGCGCGCCGUAGCUUGGUGGCGGCGCCGGCGGUUAUGACGGGUAGACACGCCGCAAUGUACGCCAUACCUCUAUGAGUCGAACGAAUUACACAAAGCAGCAUUGCAAUG